AUGCGGAUUUGGGUGAGCCUGAGUGCUACUAUUUUGAGGAGUAUGAGGCUCCAAGAUGAACCCCUCUGUUGUGGCUGCUCACAAGAGGAUUGGACUUCUCCAAAAGUUCAACAAUGGCAAGGGAAAGCCAUUGAGAAGAUGCAAAAGUCCAUGGACAAGAUGGUGAGCAAGAUCAAGAGUUUGGAGAAGAAGGUUUCUGGUUCUUCAUCCAAGAAGAAGAAGACACCCAUGGCUUCACAUUCCCUAGGAGUAGAUCCUCUCACCACUCCAAGGAGACUCCCUGCCCAAGAGCCUCACAGAGCCUCAUCAUUUCGAGCCAAGGAGAAGGAGACAACACGCAGAGAAGGAGGAAGAGUUCCAAGGCCGACGCUCCAACUCGACCAGGACUCGAUCGAGUCCAAACAGAGGAAACUCAACUCGGUCGAGCUGACGGUCGAGUUGACCUUGAGGAGCCAUUCGAGAACCCUGGGUUUGAGUACGACCAGCAGUUACCAGGACUCCCAGAGCAGAUGGAACCCUAUGGCCAGUUCGAGCGAGCCAAGCUCCACCAAGGCCAAGGGAGCCACACACACUUCGAGGAAGAAGAAGAGGAGCCGCAAGCUCGAUCGAGCGCAGAGUGGUCGAUGGAGUGCCCUGAUGGCCGCCUGCCCUCUCCAGACCACGACCUUGCUCCCAGUUCUUUGGGGGGCACUGAGGUCUUUUGGAGCAUUUGGAGCAUUGGGACGUGAGGAGCAAGGAAGGACUUGGUGCAUGGACGCAGCUCAACUGGACACGCAAAGGAAGAAGGAGGAAGCCAUCUUGAAGUCAGCUCGACCACCUACUCGACCGGCCAAGCUUCAACUCGAUCGAGCUGGAGUCAAAGUCAAACCCGAAAAAUGUUGCUUCCCCCUUGACUCCCUUUGA
Molecule: messenger RNA, 903 nt
Organism: Microthlaspi erraticum
Lineage: Eukaryota; Viridiplantae; Streptophyta; Magnoliopsida; Brassicales; Brassicaceae
Source: the annotation of a GenBank genome assembly